Molecule: messenger RNA, 2181 nt
Organism: Beauveria bassiana ARSEF 2860
Lineage: Eukaryota; Fungi; Ascomycota; Sordariomycetes; Hypocreales; Cordycipitaceae
Product: CASP-like protein
Exons: 3
Coding region: 1-2181 (726 amino acids)
Biological process (GO): intra-Golgi vesicle-mediated transport
Cellular component (GO): Golgi membrane
Source: RefSeq, a predicted model, not a curated record
AUGGCGGCGAUGACGGGCGGAGCUGCAACUGCAGCUACAAUGGCAGAGUCUGAGGCAACUGGAGAUGCUGGGAAUAAGUUCCAGCAUGCUAUUUCUGCAUGGAGAACGGUCGAUCUUACGACUCUCAUUUCGAACCUCGAUAACACGGCGUCUGAAAUUGUCACAUAUCAACGUGACUCGACUGUUCAGCGUAAAGACCUGGCGCAAAAGACGAAAGAUUUUCGAAAGUUGGAUGAUGCCACAAAACUGACGGAGAUGAAGGGACUGCUGAAAGCCUACCAAACAUUUAUUGAUCUAUUGACGAAUCACUCCAAGGCCGUCAAUUCAGCUUUCUUACAAGCAUACUCAUCGAUCUCUGAGGCGCCUGAUCCGUAUCCGCUGCUAGAAGCCUCGGUCGAUGCGAUGCUAGUGUCCGAGGACACUGCCCCGAAGCUCCGAGACGAAAACAGUCAUCUACAAGAAAAUGUUGCGAAACUUACUGCGCAGCUUGAAGAGACCGAGGCAAAGCUACAAUCCGAGUGCGCAGCGCGCAAAGACUUGGAGGACACUCUGGACGCAAAAGUAAAGGAUGUUGAAUCGUCCUGGAACGCUGUGCUGGGUGAGCGCAAAGACAACUGGGAGGCAAAAGAAAAAGGCCUGGAAGAGAAGGUGGAGAGCCAAGAGAGACUCUUGAAUGAGCUCAAGGCUACCUACGAAACAAACCAGCGCCUCGGAAAAGCCGGCGAUGACCAGGACGGUAUGCGUAACCAGGCCUCGAGAGCGGAACUCGAAAUGCUGCAUUCCGAUCUGGAACGCACAAGUGCGCGACUGGCGGAUGUCGAGUCUCGAAACGAGCAAAUGCGACUAGAACUGGCUGAAGCCAAGUCUAGUGUUUCUGCCCAACCCAAGACUUCUUUGGAGGACGACCCUGACUAUCUAAGAAUACGCUCCGAAAACUCGUCGCUCAUUCGAAAACUUGACAGUACAAGAUUGGAGAAGGAAAGCCUGAAGAGAGAGCUGGACACCAAGGUUCGAUCCAUAGAACGAGAGCUGGCUCUUCUCAAGGACGAGAACGAGUUACUCAAAUCGAAAGUGCAGAAAUGGAGUGAUUAUGAUGAAUUGAAACAGGAACUGGAGGUGCUCAAGAGCAUUGAGUUUUCUACAGGUGACGAUGAUGAGGAGAUGCCAGCUGGCGAGGAAAGUGGGGCUGAAGCCGGCAACACCUUGGAGAAGCUGCUUCUAGGUCGAAAUAAGAAGCUGAAUGACGAGCUCACAGUUCUUCGAGUUUCUCAUCAAGAUCUACAAAGCAGAUUGGAGGAUUUGCAAGAAGAAAUGUCCAAGACAAAUGCGGAGCUUGAGAGAUGUCAAAACUUGAAUGAGAAGCUUGAAGGAGAUUUAGAGCAGAUGCACGCCGAAGGUGCAAAUGCUUUCCCCUCUGGAGCUUCGGUCGCGGGAACCUAUGUGACACGAGCACAGACACGACGCGGUGGCAGAAUUUCACCGACAUCAUCAAUCAUCAGCGGGUUAGACCCUCGCGGAGGCGGAGGCGGAGGCGGAGAGAGGGAACCCAUGGGCGGAGGGUCUGGCAUUCUCCCCAUGGUGACGGCACAGCGAGAUCGAUUCAAGCAGAAGAACGCCCAGCUGGAGUUGGAGGUUUCGGAGAGCUACAAAACCGUGCAGCAGCUACGACAAGAGGUGGCAGCGUUGCAAAAGGACAAUUUGAACUUGUAUGAAAAGACGCGAUACAUUUCGACUUACAAUCGAUCAGGCGCAACAUCAUCUUCGGCGACUGCGUAUGGAGGAAAUCCAAACCCAUCUACGGUGGCUAUUGGAGAAACCGGGACUCCAGGUAUGGCCAUGGAUAGAUACCGUGCAGCGUACGAGUCCAACAUUUCACCAUUUGCUGCGUUUCGAGGACGGGAAUCGGCGCGGGCGUAUCAGCGCAUGAGCCUGCCAGAGCGAGCGGUAUACUCGAUGACGCGAAUUGUGCUGGCGUCACGCAGCAGCAGAAACUUAUUCGCAGCAUAUUGCGUCGCACUGCACCUGCUCGUCUUUAUGUGCCUGUAUUGGCUCGGUGCGUCUGACCUGGAGAAGCACGCGGGCAGCCUGGGCGCGUCGUCUGCGGCCGCGGCCGGGGCUGCCGCCAAGGGAGCAGCCAAUGGCGGUGGUAAAUGGAAGGAGGAUGGUUUUGCGGGAAGCUAG